AUGGUUGUCCACAACGUCAAGAGCAAGGAGGAGUUCAACGCCAAGCUGGCAGACCCUAAGACCCCCCUCAUCAUUCUUGACGCCUUCGCCACCUGGUGCGGUCCCUGCAAGGCCAUCGCUCCUAUCCUCGCCAACCUGUCCAACACCGAGGCGCACACUGGACUUCACUUCGUCAAGAUUGACGUCGACGAGGUUCCCGACCUGAGCCAGGACCUUGGCAUCCGCGCCAUGCCCACCUUCCUUAUCUUCAAGAACGGCGAGAAGGUCGAGGAGGUGGUUGGCGCCAACCCCAACGCCCUCACUGCCGCCGUCAAGAAGUUCGCUGCUGAAUUCCCCCCGGUUGCUGCGACGGAGGAGAAGGCCGAGUAA
This is a messenger RNA of Colletotrichum aenigma, 369 nucleotides long. RefSeq names its product Thioredoxin (gene TRX1). Gene Ontology annotation, molecular function: protein-disulfide reductase activity. NCBI's taxonomy places the organism in Eukaryota, Fungi, Ascomycota, Sordariomycetes, Glomerellales, Glomerellaceae. The record is from RefSeq and is a predicted model, not a curated record. Bases 1 to 369 code for a protein of 122 amino acids. The transcript is spliced from 3 exons.